Molecule: messenger RNA, 1277 nt
Organism: Polistes canadensis
Lineage: Eukaryota; Metazoa; Arthropoda; Insecta; Hymenoptera; Vespidae
Exons: 3
Coding region: 197-1102 (301 amino acids)
Cellular component (GO): membrane
Molecular function (GO): phosphatidylinositol bisphosphate binding
Source: RefSeq, a predicted model, not a curated record
AGACCGGUUACUAUCGAGUAAGAAACAUAUAUUCUCUUGUUCCGUGAAGAUCAAAGCAACAUUAAAACGCUAGUUAGAUUAUAAAAGUAUACUUAAUCAAAUGAAUAAUUAAUUGCUAAUUAAAUUCGGACUAUCGAAGAAAAAUUCUAAUUUCUAAAGUUUCACUUUCGUUUUUAAUCUGAAAUAAAUCGGUACUAUGGCUAUAUUACCUACGGAGAUAUAUUCGUUAGAGGAAUACUUGAAAAAUAAUCCUGAUGUAAAGAAAUCGGAGUUACAAAUCAUUCGCGAUUGGCUGGAUAAGCAACCUCAUUUGCCAAAAGUAGACGACGUGAUUUUAUUGUUAUUUUUUCACAGUAAUUAUUAUCGACUAGAACCAAGUAAGACCACGAUAGAAAACUACUAUACUUUCAAGACUCACGUGCCAGAAUUUUUCAGCAAUAGAGACCCAUUCUUAAAAGAAAUUCGUUCACAAUACAAUGUCGUGCGUAUUAUUCAAGCGAAGAAAUUUACCAAGGAAGGAUAUCAAAUCAUAUAUGGAGAUAUUGCGCAUCCUGAUCCAUCUGCUUAUGUCUUUUUUGAUGCAACUAAAUAUUUUCUAAUGACAACAGAGUUGGCAUAUUUAAAAGUAGGACCAGUUAACGGAAUGGUGAUAGUUACUGAUGUACAGAACGUAACCUUGGGUCACAUAGGUCGUAUGAAUAUUAUGGGAUUAAAGAAAUUUGUGUAUUUUAUACAAGAGGCUGCACCUAUUCGUUUGAAACAAAUAUAUAUAUUGAAUUGGAAUUCGGCGGUAGAGACUUUACUAAGUAUAAUAAAGCCCUUCAUGAAGAAGGAACUAUAUCAAAUGAUAAACUUGACAACUAUAGAAAAAUUGGAAAAAUUGAUACCCGUCGAUGCACUUCCAAAUGAGAUAGGUGGCAAGAGCGGUAACAUAAAAGAUCUCGUUAACGAGCAAACCAAAUUGGUCGACGACAAUCGCGAGUACUUUUUAAUGGAUGAGGCGAAGAAUAAGUCAAACGAAUCGUUACGAAUCGGAAAGCCUAAAUCUGCAAAUGAUCUUUUUGGUGUCGACGGGAGCUUCAAGAAACUCGAGAUCGAUUAAACAGAUAUGUAUACAUGUCUUUAUUUAUUGCGGUAUAAUUAUAACAAACAAAGAUGUAUAUUUUUUCAUAUAUUUUAAUAAUUUUUUUUUUCAAUAUAAUAUUCACACGUGGUAAUUAAAUUUUGUCCUUGUAUUAUUCAAUCAAAUUACCAUAAUAAAAUCUUUUACGAGUCAC